Molecule: messenger RNA, 4792 nt
Organism: Acanthopagrus latus (yellowfin seabream)
Lineage: Eukaryota; Metazoa; Chordata; Actinopteri; Spariformes; Sparidae
Product: PH and SEC7 domain-containing protein 4
Exons: 16
Coding region: 895-4191 (1098 amino acids)
Biological process (GO): regulation of ARF protein signal transduction
Molecular function (GO): protein binding; phospholipid binding; guanyl-nucleotide exchange factor activity
Source: RefSeq, a predicted model, not a curated record
CUGUCGGAGUCUCACUCAAGAGCAACAAUGCUGCUUUAGAAAUCUUAAGCUUUAGUAUCUAUGCCUUUCUUUGUUACAAUCCACAUUACAAUGCAUUCACAGACGAUCAUCUUUGUCAGUCUUCGCCGACGUUGUAUUGUGGCACUUGUUGCACCCUGACAGGAACUGAGAAGUGAGCACCCACACAGGAAAUGUGGUCAAGGUCUGUGCCGGAUGUUGGUUGCAUGACGUGAAUCGAAUAAUUUAGACAGACACAGAAGCAUAGACAAAAAAGUGUGAGAGAUAGAGGAAGAAAUAAAUGAAGGUGAGAAUAAGUAAGACAGACAAGAAGAGGAUAUGAAAGGUGAUAUUCUGUCGUUGGCAGAGAUGCCUUCGGUUUGUGCUGACAACACACAGCUCAAAUGUUGACUCUUUCUCGGUUUAUCCUUCACCCCUACAGUAGUGCAGCGUGGUGAUCAAAUGAUAAACAACACAGGACUGUUAAACUGCUCGCCAGAGAGAGCCCCACCCUUUGCCUCCCGCCUAAUCCCCACCUUACACCUCUACUGUAUCUCUCUUUCUCUCUUGCUCACUUGCUCGGCUGAUUUUUCUGUGUCUGUGGUCAGGAAGUAGAGUCAUGGCUUUGUGACAUUUCAGUGGAAGUCUAUUGCACUGCACACUUGCAAUGCCACACCAAGAAGCUAAAAACAUUGACAAAUGAGCAGCUCUGCCUUAAAAAACAGUGGAUUAUGUUUGCAUACAAAUGAUCUUUCAGUGGCUCCGAUGGAGGUUGUAAGACACUUCACAUUUAUGAGAUCUGACAAGAUGGACGUUUUGUAGCAAGAAAUCAUUUGCAGCUACAGCAGCUUUCACCAAAACCCACAGACACCUCGACAACGGAACUGACUGAGAUACAUGCUAAUGGCGGAGGAAGACGUGUGCCCCUCUCUGCCAGAUAUCACAGAUUUAGUCCUCCAGCAGCCUCAGCAAGAGUCAUGGGCCUCUACAGACCACCAGUUCUGCAAUGGAGAACAGGAGGCCAUUGUGUGGGGCGAGACGGAGCUGCAGAUCAACCAGGAACGAGAGACAGACGAGCUCAGACGAGACGCUGCCGAGGAGGCGGAGCAGUGGGAGCAGAUGAUAUGGCCGGUGCGCCCCAUGAGCUGCACCAGUCCCCCAAUCUCCUUCGCCACAGUGCAGUGGGACAUGCCCGAUCCCACUGCAAAGGCCUCUACACUCAUGACUGACAGCAGCACGGGGCGUGAGCUGGACUUAGGCAGCGUGAUGACUCUAGACACCACUUCCCCGUCAUUUCACCAAUCUGAAGGCGUUGACGUCGACCUUUUCACACAGGAGGUCAGAGAGGAGGAAGAAAGGGAAGAUUCACAGUUUCUGAACUCGGAUCAAGAGAGGACAGGAAACUGCUCAGAGCCAUGUGAUGCUGCAGAUGUGCAAGAGCCCACGGCGCAGGAACAGGAAGAUUCAACUCAUGAGCUGUUAGACUGUAGUAACGAAGCUCCAUUGCCGACAGACUCAGAGGAGGAGAACGGACACUCAGCAACUUCAGCUCCUGCUGAAACUGUGGACUUAAUCGAUAUUCUAGAAGAGAUUGAUGGCUCAGAAGACGCGGCGGACAGCUUUGUGGACUUAAAACUAGAAGAGGAACAGGAGGAGCCCGGUGUUGUGCUGACUGGACAGGAAGACUCGGAGGAAGAGCAGACUCCUCUGAACAGUGUUGAAAGGGAAGAGGAGAACGAGGAAGGACUUGAGGUAGAAGAGGAGCGGAGUGUUACAAACGUUUCCUGUACUGAAGAAAGUGACGAGGAAAAAACUGACAGUUUUCUGAGUGAUGUGGAGGUUCCUGCAGAACUGCCACAAAGUGACGAUUCUGCACCAACAGUGAACCCAGAUAAGCUAAUUGAUCUGCAACAGACAGAGCUUUCAGAGGAAGGACAACAAUCGGGGCGUGAAGAGGACGUAAAGAUACUCGAACGGUUACAUGAAGAUCCCACAGAACCGACUGCAGAGCCAGAAAUGUGCAAAAAUGUAGAUCAGCACUUGGACCCUGAACAGUCCGAGGCCGCUCACGAUAACGAAGAACAGUUUCAGGCGGAAAGUGAUGCAGAGAGGAUAGAAAGCUCACAAGAGAUACUGGAGCCGACUGAAAAACUGGAGGAGACGAGUUUACAGGAUCAAGAUUGUGACCAAACAACCUCACUGGAGCUGCAGCCUGAGCAAUCUGAGUCUGAGGAUUUGGAGAUGAGCGCAAAGCCAGAGGACAUCCAGGUAGAGGAGGAACACUCUGAAGACCAGUUCGGACAACAUCUGGAAGAGUCAUCACAGAUGGAAUUGGCAGAGGAGCCAACUCAACCUGAAAAUGCCGACCAGCCAGAGGAGUCCACUCUGUCAGACCAGACAGAUUGUAUCGAAGCAGAAGACCCUGUAGUGGCAGAGCAGCAAGAACAGAUGGAGCCGCCAGAGCAGAGUGAGCAAACGACCGACUCGUCACAGCCAGCGCUCUCUGAGCAGCUCGAGCAUCCAGAGGAGAUAGAUGAGUCCGAAAUAACGGAGCAGCUGUCUGCUGAGACUGAGGUCACACGGCAGACAGCCGAGGCAGAGUUGAAUGAGGUGGACAAACAGGCCGAGACUUCACAUCAGGCUGAAGAGGUCGGACGCUCCGAGGAUGGAUCUGUACAGACUGUCUUAACCAACGGCGAGCAGCCCAAACCUCCUGAAACAGCAGUGUCCCUCAUGAACGGAGGGGAGGUGGACAGAGAGAAGGCCCGCUGCCUCGCCGAACGGCUGUUUAAGCUGGAUGGAAUCCAACGUGUGGACGUGGUGAAGCACUUGGACAAAGACAAUGACUUCAGUCAUGCUGUCGGGGAGGAGUACCUGAAAUUCUUUGACUUCACCGGGCAAACCCUCGAUCAUGCCCUGAGGUCUUUCCUGAAAGUGGUGGUGCUGAUAGGAGAGACUCAGGAGAGAGAGCGCGUACUGCAGCAUUUCGCCUGCCGCUUCCAUCAGUGCAACCCCGACUCCUUCUCCUCAUCAGGGGCUGUGCUGGCUCUUACGUGUGCUUUGAUGCUUCUUAACACUGACUUGCAUGGACAGAAUGUGGGAAAAUCCAUGUCCUCCUCUAAGUUUGUGUCCAACCUGGAUGGAAUGAAUGAAGGAGAAAACUUCAGCAAAGACCUCUUGAAAAGUCUUUACAAUUCCAUAAAGAGUGAACCGCUGGAGUGGGCCGUUGAUGAGGAGGAACUGAAGAACUUUGCGUUGGCGGAUGAAGAUGCAGCAGAUGACGCACCGCUGCGUUCCAAAGCAAACCCCUUCCAGGACGUCCCUCAUGACAAAACGGCUGCGGUGGUCAAAGAGGGGUUCCUCCAGAGAAAGCUCCACGCUGACAUAGACGGCAAACGCACUCCGUGGGGGAAGAGAGGCUGGAAGACUUUCUACAGCGGGCUGAGGGGAAUGGUGCUUUACUUACAGAAGGAUGACUACAGGCGCGAUCAGAUGACUAACGAGGAGGUGGUGAGCGUGCAUCACUCUCUGGCUGAGCAGGCAGCCGACUACACCAAGAGGCCACAUGUCUUCCGCCUGCAGACGGCUGACUUGAGGAUUUUCCUCUUUCAGGCCUCAUCCAGGGUGGAGAUGAAUUCAUGGAUCAGCCGCAUCAACCUGGUUUCGGCUCUUCACUCCUCACCUCCGUUCCCCGCCGCCGUCGGCUCUCAGAGGAGGUUCUUCAGGCCGAUCCUCCCCGCCUCGCAGUCCGCUCACACUCUGGAGCGUCAGCUGCAGUCUCAUAUAAGAAUGAUGGAGUCCUUCAAGGCCGAUCUGUCGUACCAUCAGCAAAACCAGCCAGAGGGCAAAAAGGCCAAGGCCAGGGAGCUGGAGGAGCAUCGCCUCAGAGCGGAGUACCUGCGUCACGAGAUGUGUCGCUACGAGCUCUACAUACAGGCACUGGAGGCCUGGAAGAGCAUAAAGAAGACAGACAACGACGCGAUGAGCAACGCAAGCCUGAGCCUGUUUGAUAAAGCAAUGUGUCCAGACUCUGCGGGGGACGAAGAGGAGGGAGAAGGGCUGAAGAAGUCCUACUCCAGCCCCUCUCUGGAGCUGGAGGUGCCCACUCCGACGGUGAUCAAAGUCAGACGCAACAUCUCAGAAAGACGGACUUAUCGCAAGACCAUCAUUCCACGAUUCAACAAGGAGGCCUGACAGGUGACUCAGAGACAACACGACUAGUUAACAACCCUUUGGAUAUGCAGAUUUAUCCAGUUCUCCUGGGAGCUGACGAGACUUCAGUCUUUUAGUUUGGUUUGGAAUUUUCUGCAUUUUUAUUUUGUGCACUUUUAAAAAAAAAAAAAAAACCUCAGGGAAUCCCUUAUCCUCAUUCUCUGAUUCACUGGACUCAAAAUGACUGUAGCCUAAUUUAUAUAGCGUUGCUGGUCUGCAGUUGUACACAGAGCGGUGCAAAGUCAGCUUAACCUGGCCUUCAUUUGUUAAUUUACUUUGGGUCGAAAUGUGCCUUUAAAAUGUUAACCACUAGAGGGUGCUGUAGUACAGCACAUCUCAGAGUGAAUGGAAGGGGACAGGAUGUGCUGUCAGGUGGUUUGAAACUUGUGUUUUUAAAGAAUCCUAUUUGCACUUUUAUUGUUUUUAAUGUGUAAAAAAUGUUGAUUUGUUUUCAUGUAUUCAUGAAGUUUUUGUGUCCAUUACAUGUUUCAUUUUUCCACAUGAAGGGUUAAUUUCUGAAAUAUUAUGUAUUGUAUUUUUUUUCUCUUUGGGGGAAAAAUAAAAAAAACACUUCUGUUUAUCA